Molecule: messenger RNA, 843 nt
Organism: Kickxella alabastrina
Lineage: Eukaryota; Fungi; Kickxellomycota; Kickxellomycetes; Kickxellales; Kickxellaceae
Product: exosome component 4
Exons: 1
Coding region: 74-811 (245 amino acids)
Biological process (GO): U4 snRNA 3'-end processing; rRNA catabolic process; nuclear mRNA surveillance
Cellular component (GO): cytoplasmic exosome (RNase complex); nucleolus; nuclear exosome (RNase complex)
Source: RefSeq, a predicted model, not a curated record
GCGUAUUUAUAUAUAUCUUCAUAUCCCUUUGAACUAUUUCGUUGGAUUCAUAAAAUAUCAAAAAUAACUAAAUAUGUCAAGACAAGAACUACUUUCACCGGAGGGACUUCGCGUUGAUGGUCGGCGUGCCAACGAGCUGCGUCGCAUUUCCUGCCGCGCUUCAGUGCUAAACUCUGCCGACGGAUCGGCGUACUACGAGCAGGGUAACACCAAAGUCCUUGUUGCCGUGUACGGUCCCCGGGAGCCCCGAGCAAAAUCAUUGACAAUGUAUGACCAAGCGACCAUCAACGUCGAGUUUAACGUGGCGCCAUUCAGCACAAGCGAGCGGAGGAAGCGGUCCAAGGGCGACAAGCGCCUGCUUGAAAUUGCCUCGUUCGUCAAGCAGACAUUCGAGGGCGCCAUUCAAACGAGUGUGUACCCGCGGUCGCAGAUUGAUAUUUACAUCCACUUGCUGCAGCACGAUGGCGGAACUCUGGAGACGUGUAUCAAUGCGGCGACACUGGCACUGGUGGAUGCUGGUAUUUCCAUGAUCGACUAUGUGUGCGCGUGCACGGCUGGGUUUGUGGACGAUACGCCGGUGCUGGAUUUGAAUGGCGUCGAAGAGUCGUCGAUUGAGACACCCGACCUUACGGUGGCCAUCUUGCCCAGGAAUGGCAACAUUGCGCUGCUGCAGAUGGAGUCCAAGCUGCAUUCCUCCAAGCUGGAGGAGGUCAUGGACCUUGCCGUUGAGGGGUGCAAGCACAUUCACAAGAAACUCGACCAGGCUGUUUUGGCCGCCGCAAACGACUUGGCCGACAAGCUCAGCCACUAAGUAUAGAAAAAUAAAUAAAGUCACAUUUUUUU